GGAACAGCUACCCCAUGCCUCGUUCCGACGAGAUGUUCAACCGCCUGGCAGGCAACCGCUUCUUUACGAAGAUUGAUCUUCGUAGCGGUUGCCAUCAGAUCCGCAUCGCUGCAGCAGACCAGCUGAAAACAGCGUUCCGAUCGCGCUUCGGCCACUAUGAGUUUACGGUGAUGCCAUUCCGCCUCACCAACGCACCCGCCACCUUGCAGAGGGCGAUGGACGACAUCUUCAGGGACAUCCUGGAGCAAAAUGUUCUCGUCUAUGUCGACGAUAUCCUAGUCUACAGUCGUACCUUGAAGGAGCACAUACACCUCCACGACGUCCUUGACCGCUUGCGCAAACAUGACUUCUAUGCCAAGCUGAGCAAGUGCCGCUUUGCCCAGCACAAAGUGGAUUUCUUAGGACACUACGUGUCUGACCAGGGUCUUUACAUGGACGACGCGAAGAUCACUGCUAUUGCGGAGUGGCCCCUACGUGUCCGGGCAGUAGCAGAGUUCCAUGACCAGGCAGCCGCCGGUCAUAUAGGUUUCCACAAAAUGUUGGCUCGUGUGAGCCGCCCGAAGCGCAAGGACUUUGUGAAGGACUACGUGGCAGAGUGUCCCACCUGUCAAGAGGUGGACGGUGCGAACUACCUGCCUUAUGGUUUGCUCCACCCUCUUCCUAUUCCUGAGGGUCGUUGGCAGUCCAUCUCGAUGGACUUCAUCGGUCCUCUUCGUCCUCCGACCCCCCGCGGUCAUGAUGCUAUCCUGGUCGUCGUCAACCGCUUCACGAAGCGUGCACGCUUUGUUCCGUCCCGCUAUGCCAUCAGUGCACGAAAGGUCGCUGACAUCAUGUUUGGCCGAGUCAUGCGUGACCACGACUUACCUCUGAGCAUCAUAUCUGACCGUGAUCCGCGCUUUACCAGUCGAUUUUGGCGACGCCUUCACGAGGUAUACGACACCCAGCUUCGCUUAUCCUCGUCUUACCAUCCCUAGACUGAUGGUCAGACCGAGGUCACGAACAGGACUCUCGGAGAUAUUCUCCGAGAAAUUGUUCGUGAGGACCAGCAGUGAGAUCUCCACCUUGCCCACACGGAGAUAGCCUACAACCACACCGUUUCGCCAACCAUGGGGAUGUCGCCUUACUAUUGCGACCUCGGCUAUCACCCUCAUGUUCCCCCGGACUUCCUUCGACCGUCACAGAUGCACCCCGCCACAAGUUGUCCUGCGCUGGAUGAUUGGUUUGCACACAUGACGUCGAUCAUGAAGACCGCACAUGGAGCACAUAGCCGCUUUCCAUACUCGCAUGGCAACAAGUGCGAACCGAUCGCGGAUGGAUCAUCCAUUCAAAGUCGGUGAUGAUGUGCUUAUCGACGCCCGCCACUUACAACUCGAAGCGGACACGCUUCGCAAGUUUCGGCGUC
Molecule: messenger RNA, 1402 nt
Organism: Chara braunii
Lineage: Eukaryota; Viridiplantae; Streptophyta; Charophyceae; Charales; Characeae
Source: the annotation of a GenBank genome assembly